UUUCCACCCUGACCACACCAUCAUGAAGCUGCUGGCCUUUGGUCUCCUGAGCCUUUGUCUUCAUGCCUGGAGCUCUGUGGUGACAUCUCCCCCGGGUGACACGGUGUCCCUAAACUGCUUGUACUCCAAUAACAGCAGCAGUGACGGCUCAUCGAUGUUAUGGUACAGGCAGCUCUCCGGCCGCCCCCCUGAGCCCAUACUGCAAUCCUUCAGCCCUGACGAUACGUUCAGCUAUUCUUACUUGAGGGCCGGAGAGCACUUUACACUGGAAAAAAAUCACACCUUAGUCAUCCGAAAUGUCACCCGAGAAGACGCUGCUACUUAUUACUGCUCCAAGCUGGAAACGGACAAGUGCCGCUUCGGCGACGGGAUCGAGCUGCGAGUGGACGGUGAGUUCAAUGGGUUCAAUGACAAUAAAUGCAGACCACCAAGGACUGAGCGCCACCCUAAUUAA
This is a messenger RNA of Erpetoichthys calabaricus (reedfish), 454 nucleotides long. Its product is annotated as Ig kappa chain V-III region PC 7043. Lineage: Eukaryota; Metazoa; Chordata; Cladistia; Polypteriformes; Polypteridae. The record is from RefSeq and is a predicted model, not a curated record. Gene Ontology annotation, biological process: response to bacterium. The transcript is spliced from 4 exons. Bases 23 to 454 code for a protein of 143 amino acids.